CCGGGUAUCCCCGACAGCGUCAUGAACCGGCUGUCCAAGGCGGCCAACGAGGUGAUGAGCAGGAUCGUGGGGUUGAAGCCGACGCCGAUGCAACCGUUCACUCACGGGUUGUCGACGCCGGACACCACGCCGCGCAAGCCUCGGAAGGUGCACCGGUUCAAGCCCGUGGAGUUGGACAGCCUCAAGGAAGGCGCGUCCGUCAAGGUGGAGGCGUGAGUGAGUGACGGGGCUCGAGUUCCGCCCGUGUCUCCUCCCGCGCCGACGCCGAUGUUUGUUUGAUAUGGCAAGUUGUGUAUUUAUGGAGUGUGUCGAGAAGGAAGAGGGUGACGGUUUCUGGGCUCAGAGACGAAAAAAAAGAGUUAAAAAAGAGAGAGGGUGGAGAGGGUGUGUGGGACAGCGCCGACAAGUAUUACGUCAGGGUAUUAGCACUACGUCAGGAUUACUUAUCAGGGGAUCAUCGGCGAGGGUAUCGUCGGCGCUGAGGUUAAUUAGCAAACGAGGCAAAGGCUGGUGGACGCGGUUUUUAUUCGCCGCUCGCCAGCCCUGGGUGUCGCGCCGGUGUCGUGAGCCCGAAUCGCCUUUUUUCAAUUCCAAAAACG
Molecule: messenger RNA, 599 nt
Organism: Micromonas commoda
Lineage: Eukaryota; Viridiplantae; Chlorophyta; Mamiellophyceae; Mamiellales; Mamiellaceae
Exons: 1
Coding region: 22-216 (64 amino acids)
Source: RefSeq, a predicted model, not a curated record